AUGGCAAAGACUGCCUUGCCGUCCUCUAUUCACACGACGUUUAAGCUCCCUGACAGUAAAGUAAUUUCUGUUCGAGCAGAGCGCUUUUCCCAUUACUGCUCUGGUUGGAAGCAGUGGAGUCCACGAGAUCUUGUGCAACUAGGUUAUGAAGCCAACACGAUCUUAAAAGAGGGAAACACCUUGUUUUCCGGCCUUGCAGAGCUCACGGACAAAGAAAUGACUGCUUUGGUUCCUAGAUCGAUAAAAAUUAGGAUCGUUGCCUCUCCUGAGCGUAAAUAUUCGGUCUGGGUAGGUGUAUCUGUCCUAGCCUCCUUGUCAAGCUUCCAAGAAAUGUGGAUCACAGGAAAUGAGUACAAUGAAUGUAGACCCUCCAUCGUUCACCGAAAAUGCUGCUGA
Angiostrongylus costaricensis is the source of this 396-nucleotide messenger RNA. Lineage: Eukaryota; Metazoa; Nematoda; Chromadorea; Rhabditida; Metastrongylidae. The record is from the annotation of a GenBank genome assembly.